This is a messenger RNA of Cylindrotheca closterium, 1824 nucleotides long. The record is from the annotation of a GenBank genome assembly. NCBI's taxonomy places the organism in Eukaryota, Bacillariophyta, Bacillariophyceae, Bacillariales, Bacillariaceae.
AUGAUCAAUUGGAAGACGGCUCCUCUCCGAAAGCGUCAUCAUCAAUCUUCUUCUACCAAUCAAACACUCAAUUCUAGCAGUAGUCCAGAGGACCAUCAUAAUGCGCAGGAUCAAUCCAACAAUAAUAUGAGCACUCGUUUUGAUACCAUCAGCUCCGAAAUGAGUAGCACAGCUUCCUCGGCUACUGCACCAGAUACGACGGCUACCUCUCGGUUGGACGACUUUUUACAAGAAGCCUACAAUAUUUCCAGUGCCUCAGCGCACCACCAAAAACCAUGGCAAACCCAGUGGAAAUACUGGUCCAUUAUUCUGUCUUGUGGGAUUGCUAACUCGUCCGAUGCCUCGGAAAUCUUGUGCUUGUCCUACAUACUAAGUGACGAGACGUUUACCGAUGCGAUACUCGAACAUUCCUCCUGGAAAGGAGGACUCUUGGCGGCUGCCGUCUUUUUUGGCAUGCUCGUAGGAGGAUUAUUCAUAGGGACCUUGGGUGAUUGGUUGGGACGGCGACCUGUGUUGCUGGUGGGACUGGCUUGUAAUUCCAUUGCUGGCAUUCUCAGCGCCAUGGCACCCAAUGUUUACAUCCUUUCACUGUUGCGAUGCAUUGCCGGAGUUGGGAUUGGAGCCACGGUUCCACCCCUUUUCACUUUGGUGACAGAGCUAGCUCCACCCUCGCAUCGAGGGUUUUGCGUAACUCUUGUUGCGAGUUUCUGGAUGGUAGGCAGUAUCUUUGUGGCGCUAAUGGCAAUGCUUCUUUUGGAACACAUGGCAGUAUCCUGGAGGGUCUUUGCCAUGGCUUGUGCGCUGCCAAGUCUUUUAGGAUUUGUAUUGUGCAAAGAGCUGGUGCCUGAAAGUCCCAGAUUUUUGGCGCUUGAGCAGAGGCAUGAAGCCGCACUGGAUGUGGCCAACUUUUUGGCUCAACGAAUGAACUCGGACAACAGCAUUGCAAGCUUUACCCAGGCACCAUUGACUCUGGAAGAACUCCAGCAAGCCUUUCCAUCACGGUCAACAAAUUCUCCCCUUCCCUCGCAUCCUUUGUCAGAAUCAUUAUCUUGCCGGGGAAUGGUCACCAUGGCCCUGAACGACUUUUUCCUGUCAUCAAGACAAUUGUACACACCACAAUUGAGGAACACCACUUGGCCAUUGCAAAUGGUUUGGUUCUCUCUCAGUUUUGGUAGCUAUGGUCUAUUAACUUGGAUCAAUACCUUAUUUGUCCAAGUCCACUUGAAGAAUGUCUACUUCAAUGCCCUUUUGUUUGCUUUUAGCAAUCUCCCAGGCAACAUUUUGACGGCAGUGUACAUGGACAAAGUGAGCCGUGGCAAAAUGCUGACCUUCUGCAUUCUCGCCAGUGCCGCCAGUUUGGUGGGAUUUGCCUUGGGGGCCUUUUCUCUGAAUUCCUUUUUGAUUGUGGGCAGUGCCUGUACUUUUCAAUGUUUUACAGUGGCUGCCUGGAACACGAUUGACACCAUGACGAGUGAACUCUUUCCUACUACCGUCAGAUCCACGGGAAUGGGGGUUUGUGCCGCAUCGGGGCGAGUGGGUGCUAUGGUGGCACAAUUUGUCAAUGGAGCACUAGUGACAAAACCUGUCCGACUCUUACUUGUGGCUUCCGUCACUCUUGUGUUAGGAGCAUUGACCCCGGCGCUGCUUCCAGAUGGAGGCGAUAUGACUGGCCAACCAGUGCACGAUUUUGCUGUCGACGAGAAUUCCCCCACGGAAAAGAUAUCCCAUGAACCGUUGAUACAGCAGGAAAACCAAAGCUACCAAGAUGAUCCAAACAAUGAUAGCGCCCGGUCCGAAGGCUCCAGCUCAUACCGAAUGGUAUAA